UCUCUCCCCCUUUCCCUUGGUGACAAUCAUUAAUUAUUCCUCUGUCACUAUAACUCUUAACCAAAUCUUACUGCCAAUCCCAAAUAACCAAUCAGUUCUUCUUUGAUCAGAUCAGUAUCGAGAAUCAUGCAUGACUCAAUAGGAAUUCUUGCUUGCUUUUCAUCUAGUGAUCAGAGGCAAGCUGAUGUGCCAGCCAGUGUAGGCAGAUCAGGUCAGAGCGUUUUUAUGUCAGCAUAUCGAACAAAGCUUGCUGGUCAGUGUCGCUUGAUUAAUGUUACAUGGUGUAGGAAUUUAUUACUGCAUGGCCUAUCUGUUUCUGUUCAAGGACCUGGAGGGGACGAGCAUUGCAGGUGCAAAAUUGAACUGAAGUCCUGGUAUUUCUGGAGAAAACAAGGGUCCAAGCAUUUUAUUGUUGAUGGUACGACUGUUGAUGUGGUUUGGGACCUCAAGGCUGCAAAAUUCAAUGGUGAGACCGAGCCGCAAUCAGAUUACUAUGUUGCCAUCGUUUGUGAAGAUGAGGUUGUAUUGCUUCUGGGUGAUCAAAAGAAAGACGCUUAUAGAAAGACAGGUUGCAGGCCAUCUCUUAAGGAACCAAUGUUAGUCUCCAGGAGGGAACAUAUAUUUCUUAAGGAACCAAUGUUAGCUGCAAAAUUCAAUGGUGAGACCGAGCCGCAAUCAGAUUACUGUGUUGCCAUCGUUUGUGAAUAUGAGGUUGUAUUACUUCUGGGUGAUCAAAAGAAAGACGCUUAUAGAAAGACAGGUUGCAGGCCAUCUCUUAAGGAACCAAUGUUAGUCUCCAGGAGGGAACAUAUAUUUGGUAGGAGGAAGUUCGCUACAAGGGUUAAGUUUAAUGACAAGGGAGCCUUUCAUGAUAUCUCAGUCGAAUGCAACAAUAGUAACAGCAGCAACAGCAGCUCUGAUGGGUUUGAUCCAGUAUUGGAGAUAAGAGUAGAUGGGAAACUAGCCAUUCAGAUUAACUAUCUUCAGUGGAAAUUUAGAGGCAAUGAGUCCAUUAAUGUGGGCAAAAAUGGAGUAGAAGUUUUUUGGGAUGUUCAUGAUUGGCUCUUUGGUUCAGGUCCAAGGAAUGGUCUUUUCAUAUUUAACCCAAUUCCAUCAUCUUCUGUACCAGUAUCAUCAAUAUCAGCUCCAUCAUCCCCUCCAUCAUCAUCAUCAUCAUUGACAUCGUUGCCUUUGUCAAAUCAGGAAGUGAAUUCAGCAUCAGGAGAUUAUGAUAAUGCAACGGGUUCCUCCAGGUUCUGCUUAUUUCUCUAUGCCUGGAAGGUAGAAUGAAAAUUGUACAGUGCAUGGAGCAUUUAUAGGAGUAGUUUCUUGAUACAUCAUCGUCAUUCAUGCAUCAUUCCCUAUGAAUC
Durio zibethinus is the source of this 1370-nucleotide messenger RNA. Lineage: Eukaryota; Viridiplantae; Streptophyta; Magnoliopsida; Malvales; Malvaceae. The record is from RefSeq and is a predicted model, not a curated record.